UUUAUUAGAUGCGAUAGCCGUACUUUUGUUUCCAUUUGUCAAAUGAGACGCAUUUGUAAUAUAUGUCAUCUUAUUAUUUAUCGGCAACAACAACAUGAAUGUCGACGACAACAACAACAAAAUUUAAUUUGUAAAAAAUGUCGGGGGCCUCACACAGAGGAAUUACCUUGUUAUAUUCAGCCAUUAAAAGCUGAAGAAGAUUCUGAUGAAGAAGAUCAACAACCACAAAAGAAACGACAAUCUCCAAUUCGCUUAUGCUUUUUUGAUGCUGAAACCAGCCAGGAUGAAAAUAUACAAAUUAGCCGCAAUAUUAAUGGAUAUAAACAUGUUCCAAUACUUAUAAUUGCCGAGGUAAUUUUUAAAAAUUUUUUUAAUGUUUAA
This is a messenger RNA of Meloidogyne enterolobii, 381 nucleotides long. NCBI's taxonomy places the organism in Eukaryota, Metazoa, Nematoda, Chromadorea, Rhabditida, Meloidogynidae. The record is from the annotation of a GenBank genome assembly.